CAAAAUAUUUCCUUUUUAAACACAAACGGGACGAGCACCACCACCUCUCUGCAACUAAGAGAGAGAAGAAGAAGGAAGAGAUAAUAGAGAUAGUAAGUGGGAGGGCUUACAGACUCACGAACGCAGAAUCUAGGGUUUCGUUGGUAAAAAUUCCUUUUCCAUUUGAAGUCGAUUGUUUCAUUAUCCUCAUCUGCGUUAGAUUCUAGCAGGCUAUAGAAGAUGGCAGACUCUGAGGAUAUUCAGCCCCUCGUCUGUGAUAAUGGAACGGGAAUGGUCAAGGCCGGAUUUGCUGGAGAUGACGCUCCAAGGGCUGUGUUCCCUAGUAUUGUCGGUCGCCCUCGCCACACCGGUGUGAUGGUUGGUAUGGGACAGAAAGAUGCGUAUGUUGGGGAUGAAGCUCAAUCAAAGAGGGGUAUCUUAACUUUGAAAUACCCAAUUGAGCAUGGUAUUGUGAGCAACUGGGAUGACAUGGAGAAAAUCUGGCAUCACACUUUCUACAAUGAGCUUCGUGUGGCCCCAGAAGAGCACCCAGUUCUCCUCACUGAAGCACCUCUCAACCCAAAGGCUAAUCGUGAGAAGAUGACUCAAAUCAUGUUCGAGACCUUCAACACUCCUGCCAUGUAUGUUGCCAUCCAGGCUGUUCUGUCUCUAUAUGCCAGUGGUCGUACUACUGGUAUUGUCUUGGAUUCUGGGGAUGGUGUCAGCCAUACAGUUCCCAUUUAUGAAGGUUAUGCCCUACCACAUGCCAUCCUGCGUCUUGACCUCGCAGGACGUGAUCUCACUGAUGCGUUGAUGAAAAUCUUGACGGAGCGCGGUUAUUCUUUCACCACCACUGCUGAGCGGGAAAUUGUGAGAGACAUGAAGGAAAAGCUAGCUUACAUUGCUCUUGACUACGAGCAAGAGCUAGAGACAUCCAAGACCAGUUCAUCUGUUGAAAAGAGCUAUGAGUUACCUGAUGGUCAAGUAAUCACCAUUGGAGCUGAACGUUUCCGUUGUCCUGAGGUUCUUUUCCAGCCUUCAAUGAUCGGUAUGGAAGCUGCUGGAAUUCACGAGACUACAUACAACUCUAUCAUGAAGUGUGAUGUGGAUAUCAGGAAGGAUCUUUAUGGAAAUAUUGUUCUCAGUGGUGGUUCCACUAUGUUCCCUGGUAUUGCUGAUAGGAUGAGCAAGGAGAUCACUGCACUUGCACCAAGCAGCAUGAAAAUCAAGGUCGUUGCUCCCCCAGAGAGGAAGUACAGUGUCUGGAUUGGAGGAUCUAUCUUGGCAUCCCUCAGCACCUUCCAACAGAUGUGGAUUGCCAAGGCUGAGUAUGAUGAAUCUGGUCCAUCAAUUGUUCACAGGAAAUGCUUCUAAUGAGAUGGUACACUAAAGAGAUGUGGAUGAUGAAGAAAAAAGUAUUGUCGUUUUUAAUGCCUCUGGGAUAUUAUUGUGCCUUGUUACUUCUAUUUCUUCCUCAUAUAUCAUUUUGGUUCUAAGCCUUCCUCUCAUUUUUAUGUCAGUACAAUGAAUGAUGUUGAAGGGUCCUAAAACCCAAUUUUUUCAUUAUUAUUUCUCCUUAGAAGAUGUGUAUUAAGGUACUGCUGUGGUUUGGGUUUAAACAUUAAAUGCGGUUCACUGCUUCUCUAGAUUCCUUUUAACCAAUUUAAAUUCAAUAAAAAUAUUUUUCACGA
Molecule: messenger RNA, 1670 nt
Organism: Papaver somniferum (opium poppy)
Lineage: Eukaryota; Viridiplantae; Streptophyta; Magnoliopsida; Ranunculales; Papaveraceae
Product: actin
Exons: 5
Coding region: 220-1353 (377 amino acids)
Cellular component (GO): cytoplasm
Source: RefSeq, a predicted model, not a curated record